This is a messenger RNA of Dovyalis caffra, 633 nucleotides long. The record is from the annotation of a GenBank genome assembly. Lineage: Eukaryota; Viridiplantae; Streptophyta; Magnoliopsida; Malpighiales; Salicaceae.
AUGGAUUGUAGAUUCCCGUAUUUAGAAGGAUGUUUUGAAGAAAUUAUGGAUCGACUAGAUGCUCUAGGCAUAGAUGCUAAUAGGAACCAGAUUGAUGACGGACCACGCUCUAGAGAAGAUGUCGCUCGUGGGAAAACCGUCAACGGACCCGCUCCCGAUGUUCAUGGAUGUCGACAACAAUUCUAUGAUAAUGACUCGGAUGAAGAUGAAUAUUUUGAGGAACCUAUGCUAAGGCGUGUUGAUCGUGGGAGGCAUAAUUAUAGAGAUAGGGAAAACAAUGGUUUCGGGUUGAAGGUGGAUAUCCCUUAUUUUAAUGGAAAUCUCAAUAAAUGCCAUCGGGGCAUGAAGACCGUGUAUGAAUACGAGUCCGACUUCAUGAGGCUAGCCGAAACGAAUGAAUUGAGGGAGAUCGAAGGGCAACAAGUUGCUAGGGGUCCAAGUAAUGAGGACUUUAUCCGAGGCUUGAAAUAUGGCUCUAAAGGCCAAACUAAUAUUGCAAGAAAAGGGAAGUUAGAUUACUCUCGUAGAAGUUAUAGUGGGGAUAAUUAUAAAGCUUCUAGUGAUAAGAACAAGGCUAUACAGAUUUCCCCAACACACCAUGAAAGACGUAUGGAAGAGAAAGCCACGGGAUAA